GCAGUCCGCUCCGUGCUUCUUCCUCGCGCCCGCCUCCUCUUGUCACCUCCCGUCUCAGCCUCCCUGCUCCAUCCCCGCCGCAUCGACCGCCCGCCGAGCGCCUCCGAGAGCGAGAGGUGGUGCGCGGGGCUUCAGGGCGCGCUCUCAAGCGGACCCCGGCCCGGCCGCGGGGGGCUCGGGCAGCAGCAUGGACACCAAGCGCUGCUUCGCCAACCGCUUCGAUGACUACCAGGGCAGUCUGCUGGCGGGCCAGUGCGAGGAGGCGGUGGCGCCCUUGGUCACCGCCACCAUCGAGCGCAUCCUUCAGGAGCUGCCCCCGCUCGGGGGCGGCGCUGAGGCCCGGGGGGCAGCGGCCGCGGCCAGCAGCUGCCAGGGCGGGCUGUACGGCGGCGUGGCCGGGGUGGCCUACAUGCUCUACCACGUCUCUCAGAGCCCGCUCUUUGCCGGGGCCCGGGAGCGCUACCUGCGCUCGGCCAAGCGCCUCAUAGACGCGUGCGCCCGCGCCGAGGAGUGGGGCGAGCCGGACGCCGACACCCGCGCUGCCUUCCUGCUCGGGGGCGCGGGCGUGUACGCCGUGGCCACGCUCGUGUACCACGCCCUGGGCCGGUCCGACUACGUGCAGCCGCUCGGCAAGUUCCGGGCGCUGUGCGCCGUCUGCGCGCCGGUCUCCUUCCUGGAGUGCGGCUCCGACGAGCUGUUCGUGGGCCGCGCGGGCUACCUGUGCGCCGCGCUCGUGCUCAAGCAGAAACUCGCCCAGGAGGUGCUGACCCCAGCACAGAUCAAAUCAAUUUGCCAGGCAAUUCUGGACUCUGGGAAGCAGUAUGCCAUGAAAAAGAGAAAACCAUUCCCCCUGAUGUAUUCUUACUAUGGAACUGAAUACUUGGGAGCAGCUCACGGCCUGUCGUCCAUUCUCCAGAUGCUUCUUUCUUACCAUGAGCACCUCAAGCCCUCAGAUCAGGAGCUGGUAUGGCAGAGUGUGGACUUCCUCAUGGAGCAGGAACAGAACUGCAACUGGCCACCUGAGCUCGGCGAGGCCAUCGAGAGAGAGAACGAGCUGGUGCACUGGUGCCAUGGCGCCCCAGGAAUUGCCUAUCUGUUUGCCAAAGCUUAUCUGGUUUCCAAAAAACCACAGUACCUUGACACAUGUAUCCGGUGUGGGGAACUGACAUGGCAAAAAGGUCUGCUAAAGAAAGGACCAGGGAUUUGCCACGGUGUAGCUGGCAGUGCCUAUGUUUUCCUGCUGCUCUACCGGCUCACGGGAAACUCUAAAUACAUCUACCGAGCCCAAAGGUUUGCUGAGUUUUUAUUUACAGAGGAAUUCAAGGCCGGUUCUCGAGUCCUUGAAAGUAUAUACAGCUUGUAUGAAGGCUUCUCCGGGACGGUGUGCUUUCUGAUCGAUCUGCUGCAGCCCAAUCAAGCCGAAUUCCCUCUCUUCAGUGUCUUUGUCUAGAAGGUUCCCUCUCUCACUGUGGCCCUGCAGAAAGUCCCUGAGAUUUCCCGAGCCUACCCGAGGCAGUUUCCACAUAAGCCACAUCCAAUGGUAUCACAACCAUGAGCCUUAACAUUGCCGCCCGAAGGAAGGAAGGGAGGGAGAAGGCAGGAAGGCAACAUGAUACCAGACUUCAGGGAGAACAGUUUGAGAACCUGCAGAAUAAAAACACCACAACUCUUCCAAAAACCAGAGAGAUUUAAAAUUUCAGGGAAUUAUUGUGAAACUAGAGCUCAGAGGAAAAAGGGAAAGAGAAAUAAUACGUUUUUCAGUUAUGGCAUAUAAAACAAAACUGAAAUGUGGACUCUGUUGAUAAAAUGCCAGUACCCUUGCAACUGGAAAGAGAAUCUGACCAUCUGUGGGUGCCCUCCACCCCUAAAUUCAGAAAUAAACACAGUCAAAAACUAAAGUGAUUGCCCAGCUGAAAAUUGCUGGGAGGGAUGAAAUGUCAGGUUGCUGAAAGGACAAAAAAGGAAACUCUUGGUUGUCCUCUGUCUUUACUUAUUGAAAUUUAUGGUUUUUACUGAAUGGAGAAAUUUGCAUAAUGGAUCUCUAUUUUAUCAUUACCCUGGGCACUUUAAAGGAAACAUAUCAUAACCUUUUUUUUAAACAAUUUUCAUUUUUAAGUAAUCUCUACGCCCAACAUGCGGCUCAAACUCACAACCCCAAGAUCAACAGCCAUACACUCUACCUGCUGAGUAGCCAGGCACUCCAAAACAUAUCAUAACUUAGUUGAAAUCCUGAAAUUCUGAAUUUCUUUAGGCCUUACAUCUCUUUUCCUGGCUCCUUUUUCUUUCCUAAAGCUCAGUUAGAAAAGUAAAAUUCAUAGGCUAGCAAAUACUGUAGCAAGUAUUGCUGUCCAAUGUUUUUCUCAAUUUGAAGUGUGAGCUAUGUAUUCUCUAUUGUUAAUUUAUAUUGAAAUGCUUAUGUAAUCCCUAUGGAGCUAUUAGAUGAACUGUAAAAUACACUCAUGGUAAAAAUCAUUCAUCUCAAAGAUCAGGGUAGCUACUACAAAGAUAUGUUGUUUCUACCUUUGAUGGAACACCGUGUCCCCUGGGACAGGCAGACCCUGGCUGAGAAAGGGACCUGGAGAUAGUGAAAAGAACAUUGGUAAAGUUUAUGCUGUUAGAUUAAGAGAUGAGUGAACUCCUUGGCUGCUCACCUUACACUCCAAGACACAGGUUCCACUAGAAACUCUCUACAAUACCCACUGAGCCAAGUUGCCAUAUUAAAUUCUACCCUGUUGUAAACACAUAAAGGGGUCACUGGCAAUUUCAUAUAUCAGAGUGAGGAGGGACUUGCGUACCAUACAAGAUAUAAGAAUUAUUGAAAUAGUCAUUAAAUAUUUGUAUAUAUGUGAUAGAUGUAGAAUAUAUACAUAUAUAUACAUAUAUAUUCUACAUCUACAUCUAUCUCCAUGUAAACCCAAACACUUAUUAAGUUCGUAGUUCCUAACUUCUUGAUUUAUAGAUAAACUGGGAGGAGUUGGGAAUACUCUGUUCCCUAAAAUGUGUGUGUGUGUGUGUGUGACCUGGCAUGUGUGUGCAUGUAUGCACACUCAUUUCUCUGGGAAGAGGUUCUCUAGCAUUCAUAAGAUUCUCAAAGAAUCUGUGGCUGAAAAGGGUAAGAAGUACCUUUGUAUAUUUUUUUGACUUUAUGUUUGCACUCAUCAGAACAAGCUAGGACAAAAUGAUUUUGAAAAGCAUGCACCUUUUUUGUUUAUUGUUUCAUUUUCACAUCCUCAGAUAUAAAUAUAUACACUUGGCCUCAGUUGUUCAUCUUUGAAAAUACUCAGGUUGGAGCAACACCACAUAAAAGGUUUCGGAUGACUCCCAAAGUUGGGUUCUAGAAGUUCUUCCAUGAAUAGUCUAGGCCUUCUCAGAAAGCCUUAAGGCGAAAUGCCUUCUAUGGAGUAGUCUUCUUUUGAAAUGACAGUGGUCCCUGCUUUUCAGCAUCUGGUUUUAGAUUCAUUUCCUUUGGCCUCUAUAGGCUGAAGGUAAUAAGCAUCCAAUAUACAGGGCUUUAUGGAAUACAUGCUUUUUUUCAUCAUCCAACAACCCUUCAAGGUGACUUACAUAAUUGUUCCAAAGUCUCACAGCUAGGAAGGGGCAGAAUGAAGAUUCAAAUCCAGGGUUUCACUUCACAAGUACAUUUACUUAGUAUUCUAGACUAGAAUCCAGGUACAGCAGUGAACAAAAGUACCCCUGGAAGGUACCUUUUGUUUGUUUGUUGAUCCUUCCACCAUUCAUUCUGGAAACCUAAAACCUAGAGCACUAAGAAGUGAUAAUCUAGUUUAACAUAUCAGUUUUAUUUCUAAGAACUUCAGAAAAACUGGACUCAUUCAUGCUCGCCCACCCUUUUAAGGUCUAGUAGGGUAACUAUGACAUUGUGCUGACCCUUAUGAAAAGGCAACCUUUUCCUGUGUCGAAUCCAAGCAAAGGCCAUGCUUGAGUGUGUCUUUAUGAACUGACACCUUGGUAAAUUGGAAACAAGGGUAAGCUUGUUUAGCAUGUCAACAUGUUGUAAGUUUCCAUUUUCCUGAAAGAGUAGAAUUGUAGCUUUAGGAAGAUCCUCUUCUAUCUUGUUUUUUCCAAGAAGUGGGGAAAAGACCCCUACAUAUUACUGUAUAAAGCAUGGCAUGUCACUUCCUAUCUAAUCAAUUUGUUCCCUGCUAAGCAGUACCAUCCUUUAUGGAGUAGGUGCUUAGGCAGGUUGCCCCGUGACGGCCACAAGGGCAUUUUCACUACCACUAGUAUAACUCUAAUGUUAGUUACUAUGUGUGCAUGAACACUUACAAACCCCAAGGGUAACAGUGGAAUUGUGGUUAGAUUGAAAGAAUCUCUCCACAAUGGAGAGUCUGCAAUAUACUUUAAGAAUGGGAAGUUUUGGAGAAUAUUACAACUCGGCAAAUUUGUUUCAUUAACACAAUUACAUACCUUCUCUUCUACACAUACUUUUCUCUCCAUCUGUAUCCUAAUAACUGAGAUUUGACAGAGUUUUCAGCAUAUACACCCCUGUGGUUCUUCAAGUAACCAACUACAUGAUUAAAAUAAUAGUAUUUACUUUCUGAUAAUUUGAAUCAUUUUGUUGGUUCAUUUUAAGUUAGCAUUCUUCCAUGGCAAUACAGAACUUUAACUUUCUUUGACACACUAAGAUUUUAAUCAAGGUAGUACUCAAAUUGUUUCCUUUUCCAUAGAGAGUAAAUCUCAAUAAUUUCAGUGCAACUAAUGUAAGCUUGUGAUUUAUAACCAUGAUCAGGAAACACAUGAAUAAAAGGAAAAACAUUAGUGAUACAAAGAGCCCGCUCCACCUCACAGGAUUGUCAUGAGGGUUGUCAAUGGGUAGAAGAGAGUUUUGUCAUAUGCAGGUCCUUUAUAUGUUUUAAAGGGAACAUGUAUUUUAAGUAUCUACUAUGUGCAUAGAAAACUGUGCUCAGGUUUGACCUCAAAUAAGCAUUUCAGCCAGGUGGAAUCUCCCUAUGUGGAUGCAGUGUUUGGGGUCUGGAUCACUAGAUGGGCGAAAAUGAAGUGUGUGUUUUUUAUAUUCUAGAACCAAUCCUGGCCAUAGUAUUUGGGCCUCAGAAGGUUCUGGGGCUUAAUAAAUAGGAAUAGGCUGGUUUGGCUCGGAGCUCCUUUUCAUGCAAAUAUUUAUUUUGCUUGCUGCAAACAAAGGAUUUAUAGUGCCAGUAAUGUGAGAAAAGGAGCUGGCAGGCUAGCUCUGCAGGGCAAAAAUGAACUGGGAAAUAAAGUAUUUUUGGUAGAGUUUGGUCUGCAGUAGAAUUCAGGCCUCAGAACUGUGUGACAUGCAGCAAUAGAAAUACAUUCUCGAUUACAUAUAAGGCCUUCCUUGGGGGAUCUGGGUUGUUUAUUCAACACUGUCCCAAAUUAAUAUCUCAAUGACCAGCCUCAGAUUUGCCAAGGCCAUGUUCUCUUGGCAUAAACUUGGCCAGGAAAGCAAAUGAAAAGGCAGCCAAAGGGGCGGGUGGGAAAAGCUUUCUGGAGCUCAGCAUCUAAGUGUGAGUUGCCCAUGCACUCUUCAUGCUGCUAAGAACCCCUCAUCUUACUUGUGGGUUUUAUUGCUUCCUGGGUCUUCUGAUCUCCACCCCCACCCCUACCAACCUCCCCAUGAUUCAGCAACUUCUUGUCCUCCCUUUGGUCUUUAAAUAGUACAUUCUGAUGUUUAUUUUUUUUCCUGUGUGCUUAAUCAUGUGACCUCCUUUUGCCUGGGAGGGCAGGAUUUCUCCUUAUCUCUUCCAUCCAUGUUAGUUCAUAGCUAAUAGCUCUAGGCUUAAUAAGGCCAGACUCCCCUCUGGACAGAAGCGCUGACCCCAAGGUCAGCCACAGCAGGAGUUGGGCCCAUUGUGUUGUUAGGUGACAGGUCCAAGACAGCUCACCCCAAGGACAGCUAUACAGGGAACAGAAUGGCAGCUGCAUUUAUCCUGCUUCUCCUGCCUAAAGAAACCUGGUCAUUUUAUUUGUACUGUUGUGAAAAAUACCAAAGUUGAUGCUACAUUACAUAUCGGAGCCUCCUACAUUAUCAUAAAUCUACCAGGUGUGCCCUCUCUCCUUGUUUCUUUAAUUGAAAGUGCUAAUGAAUUGAGGCCUGAUGGCUGAUGCCUUUAGAGUUAAAAAAUAUUUUUUAAAAUUCCCUUCAAAUAUGGAACCUUGUCAUUUCCACCUAGACUCUUCCACAAGUGGCAAAGUCCCUUAUCUGCAGAAAUUCCUGCAUCUUCUUUCACCUCUGAACUGAAUUUGAAAAAUCAUUUAGCACAAAAACCAAAUCAUAUUUUAUUUUUUGGAGGGGUGUAUUGGUGAGUAGUAUGGCUAAAAGAGCAAGCUCUCCUUCCUUUUCUUGACUUUCUCCUCCCUGAACAAUAUCGAGGAAGAAGGGAGACAGGGAGAAAAGAUACACGAGGUGAGGCUUGAGUGUGGAGGACUGAAAACAGUUUGUGAGCACUUCCUGUUGGUUUCCUCUUUGGUUUUUCUUAGUCUCCCCUGUAAGAAAGUGUGUGUAGGGUGGUGUGGGGUGGGGAGAGAGAUGGAGAGAGAGAGUUAGAGAUUGACUUAGGGAAAGUCAGUAUCACAUAUGAUGUAAAACCCAACAGCUCUGGUGCCAGAGUGGCUCAGUUGGUUAAGUGUCUGCCUUCGGCUCAGGUGACAUCCCAGGGGUCCUGGAAUCUAGCCAGUAUUGGGGCUCCCUACUGAGCAGGGAGUCUGCUUCUCCCUCUCCCUCUGCCCCUCCCCCUGCUUGUAUGCUCUCUCUCUCUCGCUCUCUCUCUCCCUCUCAAAUAUGUAAAAUAAAAUCUAAAAAAAAAACCCAACAGCUCUUAGAUAUAUCCAAGUGGUAAAUAGAUAUAUGCAAGCAUACACUGAUUAAUGAAUGGGUCUGCAUUGUGUGUUCACUGCCCUCUAAUAAAUUAGUACAUAAUUAAUGAGGGCCCUCGUUAACACUUCCACUUGUCUAUCCUAAGUAUUCAUUUUCGUGAAAACUUCUGCCAGGUUAGAGCCAUUAGUAGUAGCCAGUUGUAGAAGCUAGCAGAUGUGAGUUUUACAAACAAAGCCGCAAACGUGAGUCACGUGUAAUUUUAGAUUUUUCUAGUCACCACAUUACAAGAGUUAAAAAAAAAUGAAAUUAAUUGUAAUUAUUGGAUUUAACUCAGUGUAUCCCAAGGAUGAUCGCCUCAACAUGUAAUCAAUAUACAAUUACUAAUGAGAUGUUUAACCUUUUUUUGUACUGAGUCUCAAAUCUGGUGUAUAUUUUACACUUACUGCACAUCGCAAGUCAGACUCGCCACAUUUCAGGCGCUCAAGAGCCACAUGUGGGUUGGCUACUGUAUUGAACAGUGCAGGGCUGGCACUGUACUGCUAUUUCACAGUAUUGUUAAGGUCUUCCUACAGCUUAUGUAUGUUUUUGUUAUUAUUAGAUAAAAUGGAAACAAAACACUGCAUAUUCUUUUGUACAGUGGUGUUUCCCCAAAUUCCGAACACUAGUACCAAGAGCUGCCCUGGGGAAAAAUAGAUUCUGUGAUUACAUAAGGUAGGCGAGUUCUGCUCUUUUGCCCCCUUUUGGAGAUGUAUGUAGUGUAUUAACAUAUCUGAGAAAAUCCUCUUGGAUAAAGAACCUGUUUGCAGAUGUUGAGUUGUGUCUGUAAGGUUCAACCUCCUAAUUGUUGCUGUUGCCCAGCUGCCACUAUAAAAACACGGUUAGUCUGGCGUGCUAUGUUUAUGUUAUACUUAUAACAUUUGUUUUUUCUACAAGAAGAGUUUUAAUACUCUUUCCCACACCCCGGCCCAAUAAAGAUAUCAGAACAACAAUUCUGUCCUAGAGUAUUAAUCCCUAUUAAUUAUCUUGUCCUCACAGAGACCUGAGGUCAUUCUUUACUACACUUUCCGGAACAAGAAUUCCGAAAAUUGCCGCAAGUGUCUCUACAUAAGAAAAACUUUGUAUCUUUCCCUCCUUCUCCACUCUUCUUGGAGCCUAUCUCUACUUAUUCUUUCUAUUCAGAACCACCCUAGAGCCAAGAUACAUUUUUGUGUUCUAGAACCACCUACUAAAUUGAAACCAGCAGAUGGCUUUAAUGUCUUGCACAUGGGUGUGGAUCUUCAGAAAGUACCCAAAUACCCACCUUCCUCUCCCACUUUCAGAAAUUAUGAGCACUCUAAAAAGAUGAAAGGAGAAACAUCUGACUGUGUAAAUGUGUAAACACAGAAUACAGUCUCCUAAGUAGAGUAAUACUAUCCUGCUGUUGCUUUCUUUUUAUAUUUUGUGUGUGGUGUUAAUUUACAUGCAUCAGUGUGUACUGUUUUUGUAAAGUGUGUAAAGUAGAUGUUAGCAAUCAGUUUAAAAAAGCUAUAAAUGAUACGUAACUGCUGUCAAUCUUCAGCAAAUUACCUUUUUGCCUUUGUUUUAGUGGGGACCUCUGAUGCCACCCCUCCCCCCAGUUUUGUUUUGCUCUCCAUGCUUAAGUGGCAAUUAUCAAUUAUCAACUUCGGUCACUGAAUUUUGUCCAAGUUGACUGCAGUAGUUCUCAUAAUGUGGAUGUAUUCAAAUAAGAAGACUGAUUUUAAUGAUCAAUUUUAUCUCUGUUUUUUUAGGACUUUAGUAUUUCAAUAUUAGAAAUGUCUUCUGAAGACUAGCAGCAGAAUCCCUUUGCUCUUGAAAAUGCAAAGCCAGUUUUAUGUAGACUCUCCAGGAGUAGAAAUGGAACAUUUGAAACACAAGAGUUUGGUUUUAGAAUCUGAUAACGAAGGGAAGCUCCUUCUCUAAAAAAGGUUAACAGCUUUCCCAACUUUGAACAUCUAGUGGAGCUGUCCUUGGAAAGGCAGUCUGAAUUUUAAUCUCAUGGAUUUAAUGGCGCUAAAUUAACAAACAUUUUUAAAAUGGAUUUUGUAGAAUUCAAUUAUUAAGGAAACACUUUGCAAAGCCAUAUAAGGGGAAUUGUCAAGCACCACAUGUUUUGGAAUGUGCAUUUACCAAGUGAAUAGAAUUUACUUCACCAAAAAAGAUUUUUUGCACAAUUCAUGAUACUUAACAGAAAUAUGAUUGUAUCAUUGGAGAAAAAAAGCUCACCCUCUUAAUGGUAUACUUCACAUUCUCUAGUAAACUGCAAUUCCUUAUUAUUUUAGGGGAUACAAAAGAAUAAUCUGUUGAUAGAAUAUAACUGCUUAUUCCUAAUUGUAUCUAGAAAUGAAUACUAUGAUUUAAAGUAAUAUUAAACUUUGAGGAACUGAUCAAUAAAUUAUUAAUAAAAUUGUACUCUUUGCAAUACACUUGCCUCAGCACAAAUGCAGAGUUAACAUAAAUUUUUAAAAAAUACACCAAAUAAUAGACGUAAGUUGUUAUUACUUUAAACUUCUAAUUUCCACUAGCAUUCAAUCCAACACCAGUUAUCUGUUGUAUAUAACUAAAAUUUUGAAAGUCUUGCAAUCAAAAUGAGAGGCUUCUUCAAAAAUGCCUUUUUUUGCCAAAAACAAGUUCUAUGACCUCUUGCAUAUUAUUGUAUUUCUUUAGGGGUAUUUUGAGGCACGUUCAAAGACCUAUCGUUAGCAGUUAGGUCUAAAUUUAGAGCAGAACAUUCUGUCAGAUAUUUUACUAUAUCACAAAAUGUUGUAGUACUGUAUUUUAUAAUGAAACCAAAUUCUCAAGUAUUCUGGUAUGUUAGCUAUUAUUAUACCAAAAAAACCACUUUCUAUAAGUCUAUUAUUAUGUACAUAAUAUUUUAAAAAAUGAGUAUUUCAGUCCUAGGAAAAAAGUAUAAUGUAAUAUGUGACAUUAAAUUGAUCUUCAGUCAAAAUCCAUUUAGGUAUUACAGGGAAAGAGCAAUCUUUGGCUUGAAUGUAUACAUUAUUCUCAAGGACAAAAUGGUAAGCGAAAAUACAUAAAGACGCGGUCACUGGGGGCAAGUUAGCUGGUGUGCACACUGAGAAGGAUCAACUUGCAAAUGCUCAUGAGAUUUUAGCUUUGGUUGUAGUUGUUCCUGGAGGGGGAAGUGCUAUAGUCAGUUGAUGUUGCCUCCCCUUCAUAUGGGGCGGGCCGUGGUUCUCACAGCCGCUGCAUGGUAUAAUGCAAUCUUCUUAGAAGCAAGAUUGAGUCAGAAGCUUAGAGAUGCACCUUACUGUUUGAAAAACUGCUGUUACAAUGUUCUAAACACUGUGAUCUUUCCAAAUGUGUUUUCUGUAUUAGUUUUGUACUGUAGAAAAUAUAAUUCAUCAUAAACUGGACUCUAUAGUGUUUAAAGCAAUGUUAUUUAUUGGCUUAUCCUCCCCCAUAUUUAUGUACAGUCAACAGUAUGAAACCUGUGAUAAUCCUUUGCCUUAAAAUAAAGUCCCAUGCUAAAUAUUGAGUGCGCUGUAAUAAUUCUAAGCUACAAAUUAAUUUUUCCUUUAAAGCUUAAGACUGUCAAAUAAAAUAUUACACAAAUA
Molecule: messenger RNA, 10410 nt
Organism: Canis lupus familiaris (dog)
Lineage: Eukaryota; Metazoa; Chordata; Mammalia; Carnivora; Canidae
Gene: LANCL3
Product: LanC like 3
Exons: 5
Coding region: 188-1450 (420 amino acids)
Biological process (GO): peptide modification; carbohydrate metabolic process
Cellular component (GO): plasma membrane
Source: RefSeq, a predicted model, not a curated record